AUGGCGAGUUCAUCAUAUAUCGCGCCUGAAGCCAACAUGGCGCCGAGCUCCUCCUCGGAAACUGGUUUUUCAGGAGGAAGGAACGCCCUCGCUGGCCCAACUGGAGAGAAUUUCAGCCAGUAUCAGAUUCAAAUCUCCCGAAGCCCAAGCACGGAGUAUGAUCCGACCGGAGAUGGGAUCGUGGAAUAUUCACCUUCAGAGGACGAAGAGGAGGAAGACGACAUCGAAUCCUCAUUCUUGUACCAAGAAAGAAGGGUUGCUGCUAGCCCAUCUCCAGCAGAAAGCACACCCCCGACCGAGUACGCCGCUUCAUCCAAAUCCACGACUCCAGCCAAGAAGACUACCCUCAAGAAGACUCCCAUAAAGGAGACUUCCAUCAAGAGUACUCCGCCCAGCUCGCCUCCUACCAAGGUGAAGCUCGAACUCAAGGGAACGCCCCCGGCCCAAGCCCAACAAUCCAAGAAGCGAUAUCUCACGGCCUCACCCCAUAGGUCCCUCAAGAGUACAUCGUCAAAGCCAAUCCUGGUAGACUUCCACCCUCGCAACUCCAGCCUCGAGCAGAUCCAGGCCCUCAGAGCGCGCCUCGACAUGGGCGAGGAACUCGUCUACAAGACCCAGGUAAACCUCCUCCAGUGGCAAAACAACAUCGAAGCCCAAGUCAAGGACCUAAAGGAAGAAGUCCGCGAAACUAACAUCGAGACGAAGAAGCGCCAGGACAAGCUCCAAGACCAGCAGGACCAGCUCGAGGAAAAACAAGAGGUGACCGAUUCCCGCAGCGCCAGAAACGAGCGCCGCCUCGCAGAGGUCGAGAUCACCAUCGAGGACGUCAUCGGGAAGCCUCCCAACCUGCCCGGCCUCUUCCCGCCUGGACACUCGUCGUACUUUAGUGGACCGACGAGUCCCAGCCGUCUCCCCGGGGCCUGGGGCCCCCGAAGCAGCCGCAGCUCGCGCACGUCGCGUACGGGCUCGGCGGCUCCUCUUCCCAGCAUCGAGAUAAGCGAUGCGGUGAAGAGUAUCAAGCCAACCUUGGGUGGUCGCUCCAGCUACUCAGUGGAUACUGCCUCUCCCCCGGAUAUGUCCCCUUCAAUUGGUUCCAAGAGAAAGUCUGAGGACUUGGAGUCUGACGAGAAGGACGCCGAGGUCAGGGGAGCGAAGAAGCAGAAGAAGACGACUAGCAAGGCCAAAAAGCAGCCGGCGAAGAAGAAUACCGCCAACACAACCAAGGCCGCACCCAAGAAGACUACCACCCCGCCGCAGUCACAGAAGCGCAAGGCGGAGGAGGAUCUCGAAGCGUGCGGCAAAGACACCAGAAAGAAGGACUCAAGCGAUGAGGACACCCAAUCUCCUGACAAUAGGCCAGCCGAGAUGACUCCAAACGCUCCGCUUUACGGCGGCUGCGAGCCCAUGAGCCCUUCCCCCCUUCCCAAGGAGACAGAUACUGCGCCCAAGGGCCAUAAGCGCAAAGCAGAAGAGGAGGUCGAAGAUGACGGCAAAGAUGAGGGGAAGAAGAACCGAGACAAUGAAUCUGGCAAGAGGCCCAUCAAGAAGGUCAAGACGGUCAAGAAGUCCGGAACCGAGCCCAAACAGGCUGUUACCACAUCCAAGAAGACAGAUACAGUGCCCAAGGGUCAGAAGCGCAAGGCAGAAGAGGAAGUCGAAGAGGGCGGCAAAGAUGAAGGAGAGAAGAAUCAAGACGACUCGUCUGACAAGAGGCCCAACAAGAAGGUCAAGACGGCCAAGAAGCCCGACACCAAGCCCCAACAGACUGCCUCCACAUCCAAGAAGACGACUACCAAGCCCAAGGGCUCGAGGAGCAAAGUAGAGAAGCCCCCCAAAGAGAACGACGGGAAGACGGCGAGGAAGGAUGCCAAGGAGGAUAUCAAGGAGGUAGAGGAGAAGCCUGUCAAAGCUCCGAAGAAGAGAACUGCCAAACCAGUCAAGCCGGCAGUGCCGGGAACCAGAACUGGCCUUCGCAGUCAGAAGAAGGAGGGUGCUCCCGCUUAG
This is a messenger RNA of Colletotrichum abscissum, 2004 nucleotides long. RefSeq lists its product as uncharacterized. The record is from RefSeq and is a predicted model, not a curated record. Lineage: Eukaryota; Fungi; Ascomycota; Sordariomycetes; Glomerellales; Glomerellaceae. The transcript has a single exon. Bases 1 to 2004 code for a protein of 667 amino acids.